UCCGGUCUGCACCUGUCUUUUAUUCUGUAGUGAAAAAUAGCACUGAAGCGAACAAAAUAGGAAAAACGUGCAUUAACACACAGGUGGAUUGAAGAGAAAGGUUUUGGGAAGAUAGGGAGUGUAGUUUUCAGGUUUACGUAGUUCCAGUACAUUUAUAAGCGCAGUACAGAGUCUGUUUGAGUUUGCAUAUUGUACCGGAAGUUAGCGAACUAGCCUCGUCGAGGUAGCGAGCUGUAUUGUGGCUAGUUCCUUUAAAAUCCUUAUAACGAUAAACUUCAUCCCUGAACUAACAGGACUCAAAUUAUUAUUUAACUAAUAACGAAUCACUAACGCACAGACUAUAUAUAUAUAUAUUUUUUUUAACGGUUUAGCGUUUUUGCUUUGUCAGUUAAGGAUAUAUUUCGCUUGCUAAAUCAGAGAGAGCGGAUUAGCAAUGGCUGACCUACUGACUGUUUACGACGACGGAGAAGCUAACUCGUUUAUAGACUGCACGAUUUGUGACAAAAGAAUAAGAGGGGACACUAACUAUAAGAUCCACGUGACCACUUUACAGCAUCUGAAGAGGGAGAGAGCUCUAGCUGAUAAGGGCCUCAUCCCAGAGCCAGUUUCAUUGCCACAAUGGACCAGUAUCAAAGAGUACUUGACGUACCUGAACCUUAAUGAACCCAUUAUUGGGCUUGGUGACUUGGUUCAAGAGGAAGACUUUGUCUCAAAUGAUGGCUCAAGCCUGCUGCGGUACAGGUGCAGACUGUGUUCAGUGCAGAUGGACCUCUGUGACAUGGCCACUCAUGUGGUGGGUCGCAGACACCGGCAAAAAUACCUAGAGCGACAUAGGCCAGACUUGGUGACAUGGGAAAAGAAUUCAGAGAAGCAAGCAGGAGUUGUGGCAAGAGCGAAGGCUGCAAUAGUAGAAAAGCAAGAAGGAUGGGGAAAUCCAGUGCCACUCGUCAGAGCAGAGAAAGGAAGAUCAGUGAGAAAUCGAGCACAACCUCGCCUGUCUUCUAUUCGAGGAGGAGCCUCUUCUGGGCAAGACAGAAGCAAGCAAAACUUCUACAAUCAAUCUUAUAUGGAGGGUGAUGCUUACAGAAGGCCAUCUCAUUAUAAUGAAGAUAACCAAUAUGACCAGUCCUAUAGAGAUGAUGACCCUGUCCACCCAUCCGGUUCAGGGAAUAACCGAUAUGAUGCCCCGUAUUCUCUAGAGAGCAGGCAGAGAAGCUCCUACCAAGAGAGAGAUUACAUGGAUAGACCUUGCUGGGAAGAUGAAAUGAACAUAGGGGCUUUUCCAGGAGAAGGAACUCCUGAUAGACAAAGAUAUAUGGACAAGCGAGAUCCACAGCCUUACAGUGAUGAAUGGUACCCGGAGGCAAAUUCUAACAGAGGACCGUACACAAAUAGAGAGGGCAGUGAUUAUUAUGGCAACGUUUCAGAAAACAGGUUUGAUGACUCGGGAGUGGACUAUCAAAAGAGUGGGAGGAUGCGAGAUCCGAUGUACAUGUCGCACCACGGAGCAGGACCUAGCAUGGAAGAAAGUCAGCAGCAGAACAGAAACCUGCCGUAUAGAGAGAAAGGAAGAGAGAGUUUUCAGGAUGAAACCGGAAGGCGUGGGUCUUUUGAGAUGCAAGACUAUAACAAAAGACAAAGGUACUACCCAAGUGAGGAUGAUCUACCUGCGAAAAAGAAAAGGAAGAGCAGAUUCUCUGAUGCCUCACCACUAGAGAUGGCGCUUUCACAGAAGAGCCAAAUCGAUGCCAUGGUUUCAAAAUAUAAACAGAAAGGAAGACCAAUGCCUUAUCUAAAGAAUCAGGCCUCUGGAAGCAACAUGGAUUCAGCUGUAACUCCACGUAUGGAAAAUGUUUUGGAUGUCCUGAAUGACAUUCAAAUCGAGAACGUGCAAGAGGCAAACUUCUUAAAGGAUAAGUUAUGUGCCCUUCUUAAAGAGUUCCAGACAAAUAAAGUUCAGCGCACUCCGGGUCAGGUUUCACAGAGUUCCACAGGUUUCACAGACUCUUAUCACGGCGGUAACACGAUGGAGCCGCACAGAGAUAUGCCAGAUUUGAGACGUUUAGAUGACCAUGGCUUUCAGGAGCAUAUGAGAUACGAUCGUGACAUGCAAGGCCCCAGGGAAUAUUUACACACAAGGCAUGUUGAAGAGGAGCCAAAAAGCAUGAGACAGAACAGAGUUCCUGAACAGCCUGAAUAUCAGUGGGAUCCUUAUAGAGAGGGCUCGGCUGGCCGAUCUGAAGAGCGCAUGGCUCGCCAUCCAGAUGACAGAAGAGUAUACCGAGAGCCUGCUUGGAAUUCCAGACCUCUAAGAGAGGAAGAAAGAGGGUACACUGAGCAACAUCAUUAUCAGCAUGACUAUCGUUCUGGUGGAGAUCUCUACGACCCGUUUGAGCCGUCAUCAUCUCCACCUUUGGAAACAGGCUCCUCUACUCUUGACAAGCUUGCCUCCACGCUUCUCGAACUGGUGGCACGCAAAGCAAAUUAAAUACACCCUUUAAUCACCCUUGAAUCAGUAUGUUCAAAAGUAAUGCCUAGUGGUUCUUUAGUCAUUCAGUGAUGUGAAUUGUUCAUCUACAUAAACUUUAUGAUGACACCAUUUGUCUGUUUGUUUUAUGUAGUAUUGAUUGGUGUUCAAAUCUGUGUUAAUAAACCAUUCAUGUUCCUCA
Molecule: messenger RNA, 2669 nt
Organism: Hemibagrus wyckioides
Lineage: Eukaryota; Metazoa; Chordata; Actinopteri; Siluriformes; Bagridae
Exons: 13
Coding region: 434-2488 (684 amino acids)
Source: RefSeq, a predicted model, not a curated record